Messenger RNA from Helianthus annuus (common sunflower), 3332 nucleotides. RefSeq names its product transcription factor GTE4. Lineage: Eukaryota; Viridiplantae; Streptophyta; Magnoliopsida; Asterales; Asteraceae. The transcript has 5 exons. The record is from RefSeq and is a predicted model, not a curated record. Bases 468 to 2405 code for a protein of 645 amino acids. Gene Ontology annotation, molecular function: protein binding.
CACAUCACCAAAGUAAUUUUACAUUUUAUUUUUCUUCUUCUCCUCUUUAUUUUAUUUUUUAUUUUAUAUUUUUACAUUUUUUCCCUCUUUCGUUACUCAUCAAGAUCAUGUUACAACCUGCAAAACCCUAGUUCCCUCUCAAUUUCGAUCUCUAUUUUCCCCCAAAUUAACCCUUUCUCCUCACCAGAUCUGAUCCCAACCGUUCGAUUCCUCCAAUCCUACGGCUCUAUUUCAAUCCACCCCUCAAUUUCACACCUUUUCUAGGGUUUAAUUUCUUCAAUUUUCGCACUCCUUCCAAACCCUAACCAAUUCGAUUUCUUCGUUCAAUUCGAAGAAAUCGGAGUGCUUUUUGUUGUUCUGGUACACUUAGGGUUUCGUUUCUUCUUUGAAACGGUGAAAUUAGGGUUUCUAAUUUAUCGAUUUUGUUGAUUGUUUGUUCGAAAUUGAGUGUUCGUCUUUGUUCAUGUAUGGAUUCUGGAACAUUAGAUGCUGAUAAGAUAAGAAAAGAGAAGAGUAAGUGGGGAGACUACAAUAAAGUUUAUACAAGAAGACGUAAAAGAGUUAUUAAUCACGCUUCCGCCGCCGUUUCCGCCGCUGUAGCUCCGGUCACCGUUUCUCCAGCCACCGUUUCUCCAGCCACCGUAGCCGUCGCUUCUCCGGUCACCGAAGCCGCCGUAGGUUCUCCAGUUAACACCACCAAUAACGACCAAACCCUAACCCUAGCGAACGAUGUGUCAAAUGAUUUUUCCGGUCAAAGCCCACGGCAGGAACCGAUGGUUCCGGUGGUUGCCGGAAACGGUGUGGUGAGACCGGGACCGAUUGCUACGUUGGUGGAUGAUCGGGUUCGGAUACGUCUGGAAGCUUCCACGUCUAAGGAUGACAUUAAAGAGCUUAGGGAGAAGCUAGAACUGGAGCUGGAUCAAGUUAGGAGUUUAGUUCAGAGGCUUGAAGAUAAAGAAACCGAAAUUAGUCAUUAUUCCAACGCGAUUGAAAUCGCGGAUAACGAUAACGAUAACGAUGGAGGUUAUGAUCAGUUGCAGUAUCAUUCGGGUAAUGUUACGGUAGAUAGGAGGUCACUGGUUAGGGUUAAUUCAGAAAUGGGAAUGGGAAUGGGAAUGGGAACAGAUUAUAUGGAUAGGAGAGGCUUAACGCGAGUUUAUUCGGAGAUAGGUUCGGAUAUGGUUGAUAGGAGAGCGUUGAUGAGAGUUGGUUCGGAAGUGAGUCCGUUUGAGAAUCAUGAUAUGUCGAGGUUUAGACAGUUGAGUGUAUCGGUUGGUGAGUAUGUUGAGAAAGAGAAGCGGACGCCGAAAGCGAAUCAGUAUUAUCGGGGUUCAGAUUUCCUUCUUGGAAAAGAUCGGUUGCCUCUUGAAAGUAACAAGAAACUGAAAUCGAAUGGUGGUAGAAAGUCGGAUUAUUCGGUUGGUCUUGAAAGGCACAAGAACCAGGUGUUUAGAAGCUGUAGUAGUUUGCUGCAGAGGUUAAUGAAGCACAAGCAUGGUUGGGUGUUUAACGAACCGGUUAAUGCGAAACUUCUUGGGCUUCAUGAUUAUCAUGAUAUUAUUAAACAUCCGAUGGAUUUGGGCACAAUUAAGAGUCGGUUAGCCCAGAAUUUCUACAAGACACCUGGCGAAUUCGCAGAGGAUGUUCGGCUCACGUUUCACAACGCGAUGACUUAUAAUCCCAAAGGUCAAGAUGUGCAUGUUAUGGCUGAACAGUUGUCGGACAUAUUCGAAGAAAAAUGGGUGGUGAUUGAGUCUGACUGGAGGUACGGACCCAUUAAUGAUUCACCAGUUGCAAGAAAGGUUAAUAAUCCUAGAACUCUCGAUAGGUCUCAAUCGAUGGGUUUGCCGUUCAUGGCUAGGCCGAAACCGCCAAGCUUUGCACCGGUGAGUCGAACACCGGCCCCGAAGAAACCCAAAGCCAAGGAUCCGAAUAAGCGGGACAUGACGUUCGAAGAAAAGCAAAAGCUUAGUGCAAAUCUUCAGAGUUUACCGUCUGAAAAACUCGACAGCAUUGUGCAGAUCAUAAACAGGAGUAAUACUUCGCUUUCUCAAAAUGACGAUGAGAUCGAAGUUGAUAUCGAUAGUGUUGAUGCUGAAACUCUAUGGGAACUCGAUAGAUUUGUCAUGAAUUAUAGGAAGAAUUUGAGCAAGCACAGAAGGAAAGCCGAAAAGGCAAGAGCGUUAGCUGGAAAUACUAAUCAAGCCAUGCUACAAAACCCGGCAGCAUCUGUUCCAGUGGCACCACCGGAAACGAGAGCUGCAGAUGAGCAGAAUCGUGCUGCUAGUCCACCGAACCAAGGUGGGGAUAAUGCCAGCAGUUCAAGCAGUUCAAGCAGUGAUUCCGGAAGCUCUUCAAGUGAUUCAGACAGUGACAGUUCCUCUGGUUCAGAUGGCGGGCAAUAACCUAGGACUUAAAAAGAGCAGCAGAUUAAGCAUGGGACGAAUCUUAAGGGGUCAAGUUGAUGAAAUAGUAUGCAGAACUUUUGCCUUUAUAUAGUACAUCUUUUUCGACCGCCUUUGGUAUAGUUUGUUUUUAAAGAAGAUUUUGAAUUUCGGUAUUAAAAUAAUGAUAUAAAGAAACUAAGAUAAGUUCAAUGCUCGUUUUUGCUCGAUGACUUUAGAGGGUCGAUUAUUCUCUUUGGCAUAUGUUCUCUUUUUUCUUCAGUUUUUUUUUCUUCUGCCAGAUAUGUUUGGCACAUCACUUAUCUUUUUAUAUUUCUUAAUAUAUGAUGGUUUUGAGUGACAUUUGUUAGUCAAUUAUAUUCAUUGUUAUAUAAGUCGAAUACAAUCUGUAUAUUCUGCUAAUUGUUGACAGUUAAUUUGAUUGCAUGAUGGUCUUAUAAUUUGCAGAUUUUGGCAGAAACCGAUGCUAUCCCGUGAAAGUCGUAAAAUGCUUGUGAAAGGGCAUAUAAGAUGCAUGAUGACUAAACCACAAAACUGUUGAGAUGUGUAUUGAUCUGGAAAUUUUGGUUGAACAUGUUGGUUGGUUGGUAUAUGUUGAGGUGAUGGCUUCUGUUAGAAAUUAGGAUGUAUGAAUUAGAAUUUUUUUAGGAAUAUGGGACUCCUUCCUUGGUGUGGCGAAUGUCGGUUGCCAAGAAUUUGCUACCUGUUUUAGAUAUGAGGAACCCAUGUUAGGUUUUGAAUUGUGUUUUGACCCGACGCAGGAUUAUUUUCAUAAGUUGGAUGGAUGGGUGAUGUUUCUUUCGCCCAACAUUAUAAGUCGUUCCAUUCUUUGUAACGCUUAUGUCACAUGCCCCAUGAUGAUAAACAUAGGUAGCAUGUACAGUUAUUGCAUGUUGGAUUAUUCAUCUGUUUUGCCAGUUCUUGUUA